AACUAGAACGUGUUAAUUCCAUACCACCAUCGCAUACUGCUUUCCUGCCAUUCACAACACGUAUCGGCUCAUUGGCAAUCAUCUCCAUCGCACUCAAAGGCUGAGGCUGCAAAUCGAAGAAUGUUUGCUCAAAGCGGGGACCAGAAGCAGGACCGGGACGAGGUCUUUGGCUAGUAGACCAUGUCGAAGGAUAAUUCGGUGCUUGCUGGAUAACAGCAGGUGACUUGGCCGUCUCCGUCGAUGGAACAGCAGGGGACGUAGGUUUAGGUGUAGAAGAAGAGGCAAGCCGAACGAGUGGUCGGGAGAGUCUGGGGAGCUGGCGGCUCAACAUGAUGGUCGACGUUGUGUGCAACGACGACGGUGCAAUACGCGAUAGCUGGCUCCGGCGUGCGUGGGAGACAGCUGCCUGCUAGGAAUGUCUCAGAGAGGAUUUCCAUAUGUGGAAUACCUCCGUGUGACAUAUGCCACGUGGUCCUACUACAUAUUGUGACCAGGAGGUGACGUCACAGACAAUUCCGCCUGAGGCCGAAACUUCGCCUGAGUUCUCGUUCUGUCGAGUGGUGACCAGAAUAAGGAAUGAUUCUCGAUCCUUCCGUGUAACCCCUUUCCAUUACUAUAAAGCUAUUCUUGCUAUGGCGGGCUCGCCUUCAAACACUCGUAUACCCACUACGUUAUUUACCUUUCGAAACACCCACUUUUCCCAUUAGUAGUAUCGCUAACGGUUCCUCAUGGCGUCCAGCUUCGAUUUCACUGACAAGACCCAGGAGUCAUUAGCAGCUGCUAUCCAGAUUGCAAAGGACUAUGCUAACGCGCAAGUUCAUCCUGUACACAUUGCAUUUGCCCUCCUGAAUGAGGGUACAGGAGAAGGCCAAACCUCUGGCCUUUUCACUUCCGUUAUUGAACGAGCAGGCGGCGAUCCUACAGCCGUCAAGCGUGGUCUCCAGCGAUUGAUCGUCCGUCUUCCUACACAGUCUCCUCCCCCUGAUGAAGUUUCCCUAAGCGGUAACGCUCUCAAAGUUCUUCGGGAGGCCGAGUCCCUGCGGAAGACCAUGCACGACUCGUAUAUUGCCCAAGACCACAUCCUUUCCGCGCUCCUUAAGGACUCCUCAAUACAGCCUGUUCUAAAGGAGGCUGGAUUGACGGAAGCAACGUUGAAAACCGCCAUUGACCAAAUCCGUGGUAACCGGAGAGUCGAUACUAAGAACGCGGAACAAGGUUUCGAUGCUCUCAACAAGUAUGCAGUCGACCUUACUGCGCUUGCGGAAGAGGGAAAGCUCGAUCCAGUCAUUGGUCGUGACAACGAAAUCCGUCGUGUUGUACGUAUUCUUUGCCGAAGGACGAAGAACAACCCUGUGCUCAUUGGUGAACCCGGUGUCGGUAAAACUGCCGUUGUUGAAGGUCUCGCACAACGUAUAGUCAACCGCGACGUCCCUGCUUCCCUCAUCGCUCGGCUCUUCUCACUCGACAUGGGUGCUCUCAUGGCCGGUGCCAAGUACAAGGGAGAGUACGAAGAACGUAUCAAGUCCGUCCUCAACGAAAUUGAAAAAGCUUCCGAAGAAGGGACCGGGAUCAUUCUCUUCAUUGAUGAGUUGCACCUCAUCAUGGCUGGUCGUGGAGCAGAAGGCGGCGGCAUGGAUGCUGCCAACCUGCUGAAGCCAAUGUUGGCUCGUGGCAAGCUUCGUUGUAUUGGCGCAACCACCUUGGCGGAGUACAGAAAAUACAUCGAAUCAGACGCUGCUUUUGAACGUCGUUUCGCUCAAGUAAUUGUCAACGAGCCCAGCGUCCCCGAGACCAUCGGCAUCCUUCGUGGUAUUCGAGACAAGUAUGAGGUCCACCAUGGUGUCCGCAUCCUCGAUGCUGCUCUCAUUCAAGCCUCCACCCUCGCUCAUCGUUACCUCACAUCAAGACGACUGCCAGACUCUGCCAUCGACCUGGUCGAUGAAGCAUGUGCAAGGUAUGUCAAUUUCAUGUUCUCCUCGUUCUUGGGCUUGUUUACUAACUUUCUGUUCCAUAGUGUUCGUGUCACUCGUGAAACUGCGCCUGAAGCUAUUGAUAAACUUCAACGUCGUAAACUCGAGCUCGAAGUCGAAAUUCACGCACUCGAGCGCGAGAAGGACCAAGCUUCCAAGGAACGUCUCCCUAUAGCACGCAAAGCCAUCGCCGACGUCGACGACGAGCUCCAGCCGUUGCUCGCUGCUUACGAAGCGGAGAAGGCUCGUAGCGAAGAAAUCCAAAGCGUCCGGAGGAAGAUGGACGAGGUCAAAGCCAAAGCAGACGAAGCCGAGCGUCGAUACGACCUUGCAACUGCUUCCGACCUCAGGUACUAUGCUCUACCUGACCUGCAAGCUCGACUUGAAAAGCUCGAGGCGAAGAAGGCUGAGGAAGACGCGAGGAUGGGUACUGGUUCUGAUACCGUUACUCCAGAGGCCAUCGCUGAGAUUGUCGCCAAGUGGACGAAUAUCCCCGUGACAAGGUUGCUGAGUUCGGAGAAGGAUAAGUUGCUGAAGCUGGAUAAAAUUCUUGCAGAAAACGUUGUUGGUCAACCCGAGGCUGUCAGGGCUGUUGCUAAUGCUAUACGUCUCAGCCGAAGUGGUCUUGGAAACGCUCAGAGACCAAUUGCCAGCUUCUUGUUCGCUGGUCCUUCCGGUACUGGUAAGACUUUGCUGACGAAGACGCUCGCAACCGUCCUUUUCGAUUCGCCGGAUGCCAUGAUUCGUAUCGAUGGCUCUGAGUAUUCAGAGAAACAUGCGAUAUCACGUCUCAUUGGUGCUCCCCCAGGUUAUGUUGGUCAUGAUCAAGGCGGUCAACUCACCGAGUACAUUCGUCGCAAACCGUAUUCAAUAGUGCUCAUCGACGAAAUUGAGAAGGCUGCGCGCGAGUUUGUUACCCUCUUCCUUCAAGUUCUUGACGAUGGUCGUCUUACCGACGGUCAGGGCCGUGUCGUCGACUUCCGCAAUACUGUCAUAAUCAUGACAAGUAACCUUGGUGCUGCGUACCUCCACGAUAUGGGCGAGGGACCCGUGAAGUCUCAAACUCGUGAGCUCGUCAUGGGUGCGAUUCAGGCCCACUUCCCUCCAGAGUUCAUCAACCGUAUCGAUGAGAUCGUCAUUUUCGUAAGUACUUUUGGCUUAUAUCUGGUUUACGACUGUGUGUUUGACCUUUGUUUCUUACAGCGCACACUCUCGAGAAGAAAUGUGCUGAAGAUCGUCGAUCUUCGUCUCAAGGAGGUCCAAGCCCGUAUUGAUGACAAGAAGAUGACACUCGACAUCGACGACCUAUCGAAACAAUACCUUGUUUCUGUUGGUUACUCGUCAACUUACGGAGCUCGCCCUCUCAAUCGUGCCAUCCAACAAGAAUUGCUCAACCCGCUUAGCGUGAUGAUCCUCUCUGAGAAGGUACUUCCAGGCGAGACUGUGAAAGUCCGGUUCGAUGGACCACAUAAUCGUUUGGUGAUUGUAUCGAAUCAUCAGGGGACAACACCAGAGGGUAUGGAGGACAUUGAGAUGGUGGAUGAUGAUAUUGACAUUGUGGAGAUGGAUUAGGUUUGAAUGGGAUGAGGAGCAUCGUCGCUGUAGCAAUAAGAUAGGAUAGAAUCUGGACACUUCAAGAUAAUCCGGCUUUGCUUGCAAUCAUGUAUAUUACCCAUUUUGAUUUAUUUUGUAUGAUAGAGCCUCGCAGUUGCAAUUGUCUUAUGACGUCUUUCGCUGUAUACGUUUCCUAGUGAGUGCUGAUACUAUUAGCAAUGUGACGAUCAGUUUGAGCUCCUUUCUGAUCAAGAAUGGUAUUGGUAUCCAAGAUGAAAUGCAAGUUGAUAGAACGGUAUGAAGUUUGCAU
Molecule: messenger RNA, 3834 nt
Organism: Somion occarium
Lineage: Eukaryota; Fungi; Basidiomycota; Agaricomycetes; Polyporales; Cerrenaceae
Source: the annotation of a GenBank genome assembly